Molecule: messenger RNA, 2007 nt
Organism: Erythranthe guttata (spotted monkey flower)
Lineage: Eukaryota; Viridiplantae; Streptophyta; Magnoliopsida; Lamiales; Phrymaceae
Source: RefSeq, a predicted model, not a curated record
AAUAAUUGUGAUAAGAAGUAACAACCCCUCUAAAAAAAGACGCAUUGCUUACGACGUGUUCACAUUGACGCCGUUACAAGUCAAAAAAAACUCAUAACCACCGCCGUUUGGAAACGUGGACCGUGGCACCGUCAUCAGCCAGCGCCAACUAACGCCGUCAAUUAAUUGUCGUCUCCACCUUCCUCAAAAUCUGAACUACUGUUCGAGAAGAAGAAUCACAACUCCUUUUUCUCUCUCUACUUUCUCUCUCUACUAUCUAUACACACACAAACACAGUGUAUAGUAUAAUUAUUUACAUAUAUAUGCGUAACACGCACUCGCGAACACAGUAUCUCUGUUUCUUCCUAGGGUUCGUGAGCGGUGAAAACGGUACCGUUCGAUCAUGUAACUUAUUGCAAUUGAUUCCCUUCGUAUUUGCUUUUCCGAGGUCAUUGAUGUGAAAGGAAAUUAGCCAUAGCUAUUCGCUUCACUGACCUGUGUGUGAGUACAAUGGGAGCUGCUUGUUGUAUUGCUGCUAAAGACAGAACUAUAACGAAUGGAUCACCUGUCGAAACUUUGCAAAGGCAUUCACGCAAUUCACCGACAUGGAGUUUCCGAUGGGAUAAUCGUGGACGAGUAGCUGAGGAAGAGACACCUGCAAAUUGGUUACAUAACGAUGGAGGUGCCAAAACUGGUACCUCGGUUGAAACGGUGUUUGCUUCAGAGGAGGGUAGUCCGUUAGAUAGUUUCCGUUCACUUGCCUGGCAUAAGUCUCCAGUUUCAGAAAGAAAUGGCGGAAUAUCAAUGCCCCAAUCUUCUGAUCAAGCUAUUUCCCAGAAUAUUGUAGAGGUAAAGGAGUCAAGAGGCUCCCCAACUGUUUCAUACCCGUCACCAAUGAAGCUCUCUCCUUCAGUCCCUUCAGUCUCAUCCACGUCAGCAUCUCCUCUCUCUUCCCAAAGCCACCUCCUUCAUCCAAACUCCACCCCUUCAAGAUGGCAUAACCACCGUUCCCCCAGACACCGUUUACUACGUCAAGUGUCCGACAGCAGAAUUAUCCCAGAGUACAAGUCUCCAACAUUCUCAAUAUGCGAGGGGAAUGAAUCCUCAACUAGGGGAUCUAAUGGCGGCUCUUCAGACAGUUGGUCGAUCCCUUUGGCCACCACUCGGAGAGAGAGAUGGUCCUUUGAUAGCGAAUCAUUUACGAGAUCCAGUGAGCUUAAUUUUAGAUCUCCUUCGUUUGAGCUUCAAACUUGUGGUAUUUGCACCAAGCUUUUGAUCGAGAGAUCGAAAAUUAUGUCUGCGAAUGAUCUUGCUGUGGUUUCUGUUUUGACCUGUGGGCAUGUUUAUCAUGGUGAAUGCUUGGAGACUAUGACACCUGAAAUCGACAAGUACGACCCCGCUUGCCCCAUUUGUACCUUCGGAGAAAAACGGGCUGUGAAGAUGUCUGAGAAGGUGCUGAAGUCUGAAUUGGAUUCCAAGGCUAGAAAGAAAUUUAGGAAACGUGCUGUUGUCGACUCUGAUGUCAGCGGUGAUGUCAUGUAUCGUAAAAGUGGAGUUGAUCCAAAGAUGUGCUCAAGUUCGAGCAUGAAGAGCAGCUCGAGCUCUAUAGGGAAGCCUUUCUUGAAAAGACACUUUUCUUUUGGCUCGAAAACGAGUAGAUCGUUUUCGGAUAAUCAAUCAACUCCGAGAAAAGGCUUUUUCUGGGCAAGAUCUAGCAAGAGUUGAGCUUUUUCAGCCCUGUUCUUAUUGGUUUUAAAGUAAGUGUUUUAUGUUUCGAUUCUGUUACGAUUAUUGAAUAUUACGAGACGAACCGGUUUGCUGCUUAUGAUACAUCAGCCCUUCAUUGAACAAUGCACUAUAGAAGUGAUGAUAGCUACUGCAGAGUGCAGACACACUGUAAAGAAGGGGGGGAUAAAUUACUAAUGAAGGUCCAAUUCAUUAUUAUGUUGGAAAAAAGAUAAAUGGUAGUAAUUGAAUUAUAAGUAUGUAUGCUUUCGUUUGUAUAAUGAUGAUUUUUGGUUGUUUUUU